AUUGAUCCUCAGCGCCAUCUGAUGCCAAGGUUUAAGAGUCGCUGUGUUUUUCCCUCCGUGUAUUUCUGGAGCCACACUUUCGAGGGUCAAGAUCUCCUUCACACACGCUAUACGGACAUGUGGAGUUGACUGUACUGAAUGAACUUGGGUUAAGGAAUGAGUAAGCUGGCACUUGUGCCAAGAUGAAGAUUGACAGAACGAAGUUGAAGAAAAGCAGCUCAGAAGUUCCCGGCGAUUGUGGUUGGUUGAUAGAAAAGCUCCAAAGCUGCAGCAAUGAGGAACUGCUGCCCAUCCUGCGGAGUGUGGAGUCCUGGAGCUACGGCAAGUGUGAACUCUACCACUGGAUCGAUGUACUGGACAGAUUUGAUACCAUCCUAGAGGAGGCCACAGACAAGGGAGAGGAGGACAAAUGGGUCUUGCCGUGCGACCUCCCAGAACACAGUCAUGUUCAGGAGCUGGUGGUGUGGGUGCUCCACUUCACCACACUGCUGGUGGAGCACUCCUUCUCCCGCCACCUCUACUCCUCGGUGGAGCACCUCAUCACACUCCUCUCCUCCACCUCCAUGACCAUCGUGCUCGCCGUCCUCAACUUGCUGUACAUGUUCAGCAAAAGAUCCAACUUCAUCACAAGGCUGGCUGUGGCGCCCCGACAGGCCCUGCUGACCCGUCUCAUCAACCUUGCCGAGCCUUGGGGGGGCAAGGACAAUGGCUUCGGCCUUGCACAGUGCUGCCAGAACCUCCCUCUCACUGAUUUCCCCGAGAACGCCACAACACUCCACUACGAGUUUUACGGCGAGCACCAGCAGCCACAGCAGCAGCAACCACAGCAGCAGCAGCAGCAGGCCCACCACAGCGAUGGGGCCAGCGGAGGCAGCAGUGGUGGUGGGGGCAGUUGUCGAGGGAACAGCUCCAUCAUCACCAUCCACAUCGACAACAUGCAGAACAUCAACAAGUCACCAGCCCAGGUCAUGGAGGAGUUGAUGCAGGUGUACAAAGUGCCUAGUGAUAAACAGAUGGUCCUUUUUACUCACAUAAGGUUAGCCCAUAGUUUUGGGUCAUAUGAAACCCGGCUGCAGUGUGUGCAGGCCCGGCUCCAGGCCUUGUCAGUGCUGGUGUAUUGCAACGCCCUCCAGGAUAACGCAAACACAGUCUUGUACUCGGGGCUUCUGGACGAAUUUGUGGAGGUCCUGGAGCUGAACGACACUAAGCUAACAGAGAUCAAGGCGGCCACGCUGCGCACCUUGACCUCCAUUAUUCACCUGGAUAGAAUGCCCAGCUUCCCAAAGCUAAACACUAUAAUAGAUGUCACCGGUGCCUCAUCCUACCACGGGUUCCUGCCGGUGCUGGUGAGGUCCUGCAUCACCACCCUCACCGCACCCUCCCCGCCGGUGCCCAACCCCUUCCCUGCACCCCUGGCGACGGCGCUCUUUUCGUUCCUCUACCACCUGGCUAGCUAUGAGGCUGGGGGGGAGGCGCUCGUGUCUUGUGGCAUGAUGGAGUCUCUCAUCUCAGUCGUCAACUGGAAAGGGACGGAGCCGGAUCACAUCACGUUUGUGACCCGAGCCGUGAGAGUGAUUGACCUCAUCACCAAUCUUGACAUGCAUGCCUUCCAGUCCCAUGGCGGCCUGAAUGCCUUCACCAAGCGGCUGGAGGUUGAGGUGGAGGAGUGCCGAAAAGAGCAGCCCUUCGUCAUAAAUCUCCCGGCACCGCUAGCCGAGGGCGACGCACCGAGUGCCCCCACGGAGGCCACACAGCAGCCCUCAGGCGGUGCGGAGGAACCCCUGGACACAGCCGAUACCACAGAAGUGCCUGACGCUGCCACACACUCCCCCAUGGACACCACCCCGGCCCCCGCACCCACCGAGGAGGCACCCCAGACCUCCUACACCGCCCAACCAAGCACGUCUUCUGCCAUGGAGGUUCCGUCGGCAUCUGCGCAGCCAGACUACAGCGAGGCCAAGACCGGGCUCUCGUGUCUCCCCCAGCGUGCCGCCCUGAUCAAGUCCAUGCUCAAUUUCCUGAAGAAGGCCAUUCAGGAGCCCGGGUUCAGUGAGAGCAUGAGGCACCUGAUGGAGGGGUCCCUGCCGGCCUCCCUCAAGCAUAUCAUCAGCAACGCGGAGUACUACGGCGCGUCGCUCUUCCUUCUGGCGACGGACGUGGUCACCGUGUAUGUGUUUGGGGAGCCCUCGCUGCUCUCCUCACUCCAGGACAACGGCCUCACUGAUGUUGUCCUCCACGCCCUGCUGGUCAAGGAUGUCCCAGCCACAAGGGAGGUUCUGGGCUCCCUUCCAAAUGUCUUCAGUGCCCUGUGCCUCAACUCCCGGGGCCUGACAGCUUUCGUGGCCUGCAAGCCCUUCGAGAGACUCUUCAAGGUGCUGCUCUCCCCCGACUACCUGAUAGCGAUGAGGCGAAGGCGCUCCUCUGAUCCGAUGGGGGACACGGCCUCCAACUUGGGCAACGCCAUGGAUGAGCUCAUGAGACACCAACCCAGCCUCAAGUCCAAGGCUAUGAAGGCUAUUGUCAAGCUGCUGGAGGAGGUGUGCCUGCUGGGGAGCGACACUCACUACAUCUGCUGGAAGACGCCCCCAAAACACGAAGCUUCCCCGGCCCCAGUGUCCAGAAGCACAAAUGACAACUCAAGCGACGAGGAGGAGGAGGACGACGAGGAGAGGGACGGAGGUGUAGCCGGACCCUCAGUGACCCCAGGGCAGCGCGAGGACGUGGCCUUGUCCGAGAACACGCCGGGGGAGAAGCGGCCAGUGCCUCUCGUUGACUAUGUUCUCAACGUCAUGAAGUUUGUCGACGCCAUCCUCAGCAACAACUCCACAGAUGACCACUGCAAGGAGUUCGUCACACAGAAGGGCCUCGUCCCCCUACUGGGCAUCUUGGGCCUGCCUAAUCUCCCCAUUGACUUUCCCGUGUCCCAGGCGUGUCAGUCAGUGGCCUCUGUCUGCAAGUCUAUACUGAACCUUGCCCAUGAGAGUGGUGUCCUACAGAGGGGCCUUCACUGCCUCAAUGAGAAGCUGGAGGCCCUGGCUCCCCUGCACCAGCCCCUGCCAUCCCCGGGUGGCUCGGUGCUGCUGCGGGAGUUGGCCUCAGCGCCCAGCCCCGGCGAGGCCACGGCCUUCCCACAGGCCACGCCGCUGCUGCACACGCUGAGCGCCGUGCACGCCUAUAUCAUGAUGCUAGUCCAUGUGUGUCGCACCGGACAGACGGAGAUUAGGCAGGUGUCCAUCAACCAGUGGGGCACCGAGCUGGGCCUGAGGGUGCUGGCCGGCCUUACCCAGCUCUACACGUCCCUGGUCUGGGAGUCCACCGUGCUGCUGGCCCUUUGCUCUGAUGAUGCCCUGCCCGCUGGCUGCCUCUUUGGCAAGGAGGACACAGACAAGCUGCUGCCGCCAGACCUCAGGACUGAGGAUGGCGGGCGCAGCGAGGCCGUGGCCAUGGAGGUGACAGAGACUGACGUGAAGGGCGCCAGCGGGAGCAGUACAGGAGGUCUCGGUGAGGACGGCAGUGCAGAGAGCCCCACACGCCAGCAGUCCGCCGCCACACAGCACCAGAUGAAGCUGAUCAAGCCUCUCCUGUCCUCGGCCUCCAGGCUGGGCAAGGCGCUGGCUGAGCUCUUUGGCCUCUUGGUGAAGCUGUGCGUUGGGUCACCACUGCGUCAGCGCCGAGGGCAGCAGGUGGCGGCCCCCAUCACCCCGCCGUCAGCCUCAGCACGGGCCGUAGCCUCAGCGCUGGCCCACCUCCUCUACGCCGGCCUCUCCUGGACACCACCGCCGGCCUCCCCUGUGCCCAAGUUCCGCCUGACCUUCCUCAUCUGCUCCGUCAGGUUCACCAAUCCCAUGCUCUUCGACGACAAGAAGAUGCCAUACCAUCUCAUGCUGCAGUACUUUGCUUCCUCACAGGGCCUCAGAGCGUUCUUCGACACCUUUGAGUGGGCCAUCAGCGCCGGGGGUCAGGACGGCUUAGACUCUGGGGAGCUGCCGGAGGGGACGGGGGAGUUCCUGGAUACGUGGCUCUUCCUGCUGGAGAGGCUGGUCAACCCCCGCACCAUGCUGGACUCACCCAACUCACUCCCCGCCAAGUCCUCUCAGCCGGGCUACCAACCCUUCAGUCCACUUAAGUUCCUCAUCCACAUUCAGAAGGCUGCGUUUGAAGCCGUGAUGAAGCUCUGGAACAAGAAGCCGCUCAAGUCUUAUGGCGUGCGGAUCUCAGAGACCGUGCUGGUGAUCCUCUGCUCCAUCAUCAAGGGCGAGGCCAUCAUCAACGAGCGCCUCGCCAAGGAGAAGGAGAACACCACCACCACCACCACGGCCACCACCACCAGCACCACCACCACCACCAUCGCCGCCAGCACCACCACCACCACCACCACCACUGCAGCACCAGCAACUACCAGCACCGCCACUACUGCAGUCGCCACGGCACCAACCACCACUGGCACCACCACGACUACUGCCACGCCAGCAGGCACCACCACCACCACAGUAACCACCCCUGCCACCACCACCACAGCCACCACCAGUGCCUCAGCAGCCGCCGAUUGGGGUGUGACAUUACCAGCGGACGCCAGCGGACAGGCGGCGCCACAAGCUGCAGACCCUGAGCACCUCCAAGCCCUGAUGGACAUGGGUUUCGCCAGAGAGAGGUGCCUUGAGGCCAUCGCACAGACACACACGCUGCAGCAGGCCACUGAGUACCUCCUCAUGAACCUGGACCCAGCCACAGGGGUGGUUGGCUCAGGGGUCAUGGAGCUCACUGAAGAGGACCAGAUGCUUCAGGCCAUUGCCAUGUCCCUCGGCGAGAACGUACAAGUGUCUGGGGGCAGUGGCAGUGGUAGUGGAGGUGUUGGCAGCACCGUCGCAGCCGCAGCCGCAGCCGCAGUUGCCGCCUCCACCAGUCUCCGCUGCAGCACCCCCAAGACUCCGCCAGCACCCCUCAAGGAGAUGGACGACGAACCGCUCAGCAAAGAGACACUUGACCUGUUCAGCGAGUUUGUGCUGGAGGGUUGCCUGAGCCAGCUGGACGUGCAGCCCCAGAUGGUGUACAAGGUGUGCGAGCUGCUCACCACCUGCGCUGUGAGGAACGGCGUGCAGUGGCGGGAUCACAUGCUCACCACACUUAUCAACGAGAUCAGCAGCCAGGCGGAGCAGCUCUUCACCAUCAACAGUCUGUCCACACAGGAGAAGGUGGACCUGCUCUGCACCUCACUCCUUGCCUCAAAGUUUGCCGUGCGCCUCCACCUCGUGACGCUGCUGUUUGAGGUGAGACAUGGAAGCCCUGUGGAGAUGAAGACCGGGUGUGCCAAGGCCAUGGAGCAGGCCGGGCUGGUCCACACCCUGACGGACCUCUUCAUCAUGACUCAGGGCGUGCUGGCAAGUGCCUCGUCCAUCACCCCCACGCCAGCACCCCAGCCAGCCAUCCCCUCACCGCAGGCCACUCCCUCACACACCAAGGACAAGGAUAAGGACAAGGACAAGGACAAGGACAAGGAUAAGGAGUCCACCGAAGGCUCAGGAACCCCCAAGUGGCUGUCGCCCGGCCUCCUCCUCCUAGACCUGUAUGAGAAGCUGGCCAUUGCUACCAAGAGGAGGGCAGCCGUGCAUAAGAUAUGUAACCAUGUGUGGAAGUGGUUCGACAUGAGCACCCUCAAGUGGUGCGCUUACUCUGCCAGCAAUAACAAGACCAUCAACGACGCCUACUGGGCCGGCGAGGCAAGCGUGCGCAUCAUCAAUGGGCGCAGGAAAUACACCAUCCAGUUCCACUCCAUGGUGCAGGUUAACGAGGAGUCCAGCAACCGCCGGCCCGUCAUGAUCACCAUAAAGGACAAAGUCAUCGCCGAGAAGAAGAAAGAGCUCGCCAACGCCAGCACCUCGGCCAGCAAGGAUAAACCAAGCCAAACCCCUGACGAGGAAACCACAGCAACAGGCACGACAGAUGAGGAGAAGAAGGCCGGAGCAGAGGCCGAGGCGUCUGGAGGUGCCACGGGCCAGGCCACAGAGGAGCAGAGUAAGGCCGUGGCAGUGGCCGGCGGGGACGAGAAGAUGGAGUGCGAGGAUGGGGAGGAAACGAGCGCCCCGGCGACCGAGACGACCGGCCCGGAGGUGGUGAUUGUGGAUGGCCUGACUGACGUACACCAGGAGUUUAUGAUCAGGGCGUGCGUUGGGUUCAUGAAGCUUGGCGUGGACCCCGACACCCUCAACGCCCUGAUGCGCCUCUGCCUGCGCAUGACGCGGGUGUGGGAGAACGCCUGCCUCUUCGCCAGCCUGGGGGGGGUGCGGACGCUCCUCUCCCUGACCGAGGCAUCCGGCUUCUGGGGCUUCCAGAAUCUGGCGGCGCUGCUCAUGAGGCAUGUGCUGGAGGAGCCCGCCACCCUGCGCUACACCAUGGAGAAGGUUGUGAGGUCCUCGGCCAGCAACAACACCAUGUCGGGCACCAAGGAGCUGCACUACCUGCUCCGCCUGCUGGCCCCCGCUGCGUGCCGGAACCCGCAGCUCUUCAUGGAGAUCACGCAGCAGUGCCUCCGCAUCGACCUCAACAUGACCCUCAAACGCAACCUCAUGACAGCUAAUAGUGAAGACAGCAUCCUUAUGAAAAGCGUCGGUGGCAAGAGUGCUGGCAGCUGCGUGGGUGGCGGCACUGGCGGCGCAUCCUCGGGUUCAUCCAGCGGCAUGACCCUCAGCUCGGAGCCCCAGAACCUCAUCCACGACCUCCUGGAAGCCCUCACCACCCUCAAGGACGACCCUGAGCCUGCCGCCGCCGCUGCCGCUGGUACAUCGGGCAGUGGGACAGGCCUGGCCAACACGACACCCACCGAGGAGAGGAGCACCAACAGCCACAGCAUCCGGCGGCAGCUACAUCUGUCCCGCUCCUCCUCAGCCAAUGACAUGGUGGUGCAGGAGACGGAUGAGCAGGUUAGAAAUAGCCCCAUGGAAAGUGACACGAGCAAGGUCCCCGGCACCGAGGGCAAGGGAGCCAGCGGCGACAAGGUGGACGAGGCAGCUAAGAAGAAGAAGCCGCUGCUCUCCAAGUCCCUCAUCUGUAAGCUCCUGGCAGAGUUUGUCCGUUCCUACGCUGGGUGCGCCAAGCUAGUCACCGAGCACCACUACUCGGCCGGGGCCAACGAGAAGAUAACCGAGGAGUGUUCGGCCCUGGCGUACAUGCUGGACCACCUGGUGUGCAGCAGCAGCGCCUCGGACAAGGACACGGCCGGCCACGUGCGGGUGCUCAUCGCUGCGCUGGCCUCCUGCAACCACGCGCCCGACGCCCAGACCAUCCUGGUGACUGAGGUGAAGGCAGCUUUGGGGCGCGCUACCGUCCUCCACGAGAGUGUGGAGAAGCACAGCCGCAUCCAGGCGCUGGUGGGGCUGAUCUGCACCAUGAUGGAGUCCUGUCCGGCGCAGCUCAACCAGCCCCACAACAUGUGCUUCAAGCAGCAGCAGCAUGGGAUGAACAACAUGAUCCGGGUGAUGGUGCGCAAGGGCCUCGUCACAGACCUGGCGCGCAUCCCCCACAGCCUCGACCUCUCCUCCCCCAACAUGUCCACCACCGUCAACGCCGCCCUCAAGCCCCUGGAGCUGGUCUCGCGCAUCGUUAACCUGCCCUCAUUCGUGCCCCCAUCGCUCUCCAAGAAGAAGAAUACCCAGAGUGAUGACGCCCAGCAGCCCAUUGGCACGGGCACCACCAACAGCGAGGCGACGCGGGCCCAGGGCGAUGACACCAUAGAGGACACGGAGAACACCGAACACGACAUAUCAGGGGCCGGGGAGAGCCUGGAGCCCACCUCAGAGGCGCAUCCCAAUGAGGAUGGAACGCUGGUGGAGGGCGACGAGGCCGGGCUUGAAGAAAUCCUCGACCACCUUCUUGAGGACAGCUCAGGCGGGGGUGGCAGAGCGCAGCCGCACCGAGACACCGUCACCGCCACCGUCACCUACAUUGUUGACCCCGAUCCCCCGAUGGACACCGAUGAGACCCUGCACGACUCCCGGAUGGUGUCCCACUCUGACAGUCAGUUCCUGGACGAAGGUGAAGAUGGAGCCAACGAGGAACAGGAGGACUCGUCUUCUGAGUCAUCCGAGGAGAGAGAAGACGACGACGGCGAUGAAGAUGACAAUGAUGAGGUGGAGGAGGAGGAAGAGGAAGAGGAGGAGGAUGGAGCUGACGACGAUGACGAGGACGAGGAGGAGGAAGAGGAGGGUUCUGUGUUCGACGAGGCCUACGAGGACCUGGAGGAGGCUUUCAUCCGACUCCCGGGUGACAGGGACUCCGACGACAUCCUGCUGCUGCCGUCCUACCAGCAGUACAUUGACACCAUCGACACCAUCAUCUUCGGCGACCGCGUGGACCGGGUGGACCGCGUCUCCCUCCACCACCACGGCAACUCCCACGAGGACCCGGCGUUCAUGGCCUCCACGCCCAACGCCAACCCCAGUGGGAGCAAUGCCAUCCCGACGCACCCGCUAUUCCAGAACCCCCGAGAGGUUCCCGCCACGGCCAGUGCGCGGCUCAAUAGUCGUCCCAGCCGGCAGCGCGGGGUGCUCAGGUACCACACAGUCGGCCAACGCACCCUCACCACUGACACCAUGCUCCAGAGAUUACUGGGACCCAGCCACCGCGAUGUUAUGCAACUCACGUCUAAUCUACGAGAAGCCUCUCAGGUGCUCUUCACUAAUCCUGAUGUCCGGUUAAUGCCUCCUGACCCAGAUGAGUUUAUUGACUUGCAGGACCACGGCGGGACGGUCAUGAACAACGGGGGGCAGGCGGCCUCCCUCUCCAACGUGCCGCACGCCCUCGCCCGCUGGACCGAGGAGACGCGUGUCCUGGAAGCCGACUCCAUGCACGACGCUGUUACGGUUGUGAAGCCCGCAUUGAUGGCCGUCCUGGAGAGAUACAGAGACGAAGAACAGGCCGAGAGAGACAAGAAGAAGAAGGAGCAGGAGACUAGCAAGACGCCGCCGGCCUCAGCGGAGAUCUCCCAAGGCCCGCUGCUCCUCCACAACAAUGACACUGAGAUGGGCGAGGCCACAGAGAGCAGCAGGCCCCCGGGAAGGCCUGACACAGCCACCUCCGAGGCGCCCAGCCAGGACGCCGCCAUCCUCAGCACCGCCUCCAUCGCCGAGUCCAUCGUGGAGUCGGUCCUCGCCUCCUCCUCGCGGCCACAGUCCACCACCACGCCAAGCUUCUCGGGGCUCCUCACGCUGCUGUCCCCCGUGUCCUCUGGUGCCGCCACACUGCCUCUGCAGGAGCCCCCUGUGUCCUCCGUGCCAGCCAUUGGCGGGGCACUCUCCGGGGCCUCCUCCGCCCCUUCCACCCCCCAGACCACCACCGUCACCACCCUUCCCCCCUUCCCCUCCCCCACCACCACCUCUGUCCCCACCACUGCCUCCUCCACGCCGGCCACUACCCUGCCUGUCACGGACACAGAGAUGGUGACAGCCUCCCCCCUGCCCUCCGCCGCCCCGCCUGCCCUGCCCAGCGAUGCUGCUGAGAGCCUGGCCACACAGGAGGAGACGCCCAUGUCAGUCAGCCCUCCGGAGUACCCGUGCUACUCCCCGCAGCUAUUCACACUGCCGGAGGAUAACCUCACCACGCCCCCCUCGCCCAGCAUCAUCCCCCCCAGGGAGGCCUGGGAGGACCCCAGCAUGCCCAUGCAGCAGGACUCCCAGGAGCCUGCCGGGGAGUCCCAGGGGGCAGCCACCCUGCCAGUGCUGGUGUCCCUGCCCAGCACCCGGCCGGCGCAGGACACACCACAGGAAGCUGGAAGAGAGAGCAGCGAGGCCGGGCCCUCCAGUUCAACCGGCAGCCGUUCAGACUACUUGGCCAUCCUGGGUGACAUUGAGAUUCCCGAGGGCGUGGACCCAAGCUUCCUGGCAGCCCUGCCAGAGGACAUGAGGCAGGAAGUCAUCGCUGAACAACUCAGGCUGCAGCGUGUGCGGCAGCGUGCGACGGAGAACACCCGCGAGAACAACAGCUCCAUUGUGGGGGAGGUGAACCCCGAGUUCCUGGCCGCCCUGCCGCCCAACAUCCAGGAGGAGGUGCUCACACAGCAGCGCCUGGAGCAGCAGCGGCAGCAAGCGGCGCGGGCCAACCCUGAUGACCCCAUGGACCCCGUGUCCUUCCUGCAGACCCUGCCCUCCUCCCUCAGGCAGACCAUAUUGGCCGACCUCGAGGACUCCCAGUUUGCCGCACUGCCGCCCGAGCUGGCCCAGGAGGCUCAGACACUACGGCGGCAGCGUGAGGAACGGAACAGACACACCCACGAGCACAUGUUCCCCCGGCCCGGCACGUCCCUCUCGUCCAUCCUGAGGAACACCGCACGCAUCGGCUCCAGGCUCAUGCACUCCUCCAGUUGGUCCACUAGUUGGAACCUUCGGCCCUCCUCCAGCGGUCAGCAAGUGACAGCAACGAGCAGCAAGCCUCGAGGUCGUCAGCUUCUGGACCACGAGGCGAUGACCUGCCUGUUGGUGCUGCUGUUUGUGGACGAGCCCAAGCUGAACACCAUCCGCCUCCACAGGGUGCUGCGCUACCUCUGCCACCACGCACCCACACGGGACUGGGUGAUCAAGGCGUUGCUAUCCAUCCUUGAGCGCUGCGGCGACACAAGUCAGCACAGCAGCCGCACAGGAAUCAUCAGCAGCGAGCAGGGGGCUGCCAGCCUGACCCCAAGCACCCCGGAGAUAGCAGGCAAGGGCAGCGGCAGGAAGGCUCACUCCAGCGGCAAGUCUGAGCUGCCACUGUCCUCCACCCCGUCUUGGCCUGGUGAGUCGCGCUCCCCGGUGGCUCCCUCCUGGCUCAGCAUGAGUAUGGACGCUGCCCUGGGAUGCCGGGCGAGCAUCUUCCAGAUCCAGCGCACACAGCCCACAGGGAAACGCACAUCUAUCGCGGCCACGACCACCGCUGUAAAUAUUCAUCCCCAAGCUUCUCCACUUGUAUGCAGACACGCCCUAGACACCCUGAUCUCAUUAGCUAAGAGUUUUCCGAGCCACUUUCUGCCCCACCAAGGCAAGGAGUCUGAGGACAACAAGAGUGACUCCAAGAAGUCCACGUCGUCAUCCUCCGGGGGCAGCGCGGCCAACACUGGUGCUAUCAGUAAAACCUCCAAGGGCAGUGCCUCCGCGUCAGGCCAGGCCAGUGAGUCCUCUGACUUCUGGGAACUCCUAGUGAAGCUGGACUCCAUCAGUGUGUCUCGCAAGGGGAAGGGGCUGCCCAGGACACACUCCAACGCCGGGGGGAGCGGGGACGAAGAGCAGCGCGUCACCAGUCUGGAGGUGUCGGCGCUGGGCCAGCUCAUCCAGCAGCUUGCCCAUCCUGUGGUGCGCCGGUCCUCCCUCCUCACAGACCGCCUCCUGCGCCUCCUGGCCCUCAUCUCCCUCGGCCUCCCGGACACGGCCGACUCCUCCGCUGCAGCACAAAGCUCCGCUGCCACGCAGCACUCAGCGGAGAACUCGCAGACACUGGAACACCUGCUUUCCCUGGCCAUUCAGGUUCUCACAAGCAAGUCCUGCUCAGAGGAGGGCCUGGAGGAUGCCACGGCCUUGCUCCUGCACCUGUCCCACGGCCCUCCACCAGCCCGGGACCAGGUACUGCGCCUCCUGCUGCAGGGGGCCGCCACGCUGGGCUCCACCGUGGCCACUCACAUUGCCGCCCUGCUCGGGGACCUCAAGGCUUACAACGCUUCCCAUCCUCCAGCCGCCAUUGUGGAAGAAGACCACCAACCGCAUUUGUCUGAGAAGGCCAAGAAGGGGCUGCUGCAGGACAGGUUCACCAACGAGUGCGUCAUAAUCAGCGGCACCACGAAGGUCAAGCCGCCGUGUGAGCUCCAGCUGGCCUCCAUGUCGGCCCUCACCAGCAAGACCUCCUCCCAGGCCUUCUUCCUCCGCACACUCAAGGUCAUCAUCCAGCUGAGGGACGCCAUCAGGUUAUCACGCACCAGGAAAAGCGGUACCCAAGCCAGCAACAACACCAGCGACAGACCAGCCGGGGCCAGUCAGCAGGAUGCAGCCAACGCCCAACAGGACCAGGCCAGCGCAGCCACCACCCAACCCUCAACGGAGACUCAACCACAAUCACAACAGCAACAAUCACAACCACCAGCAUCACAACCACAGCAGCAACAGCAACCAACCCAACCUGAAGUGUCGAGGGAGGAGCAGCAGAACACAGAGAACACCCAGGAGCAGCAGCAGGAGAGUGGCGCACAGCAGGAGCAGGCAGAGAGGGAUGCUGUUCCGGUGGUUCUCAUAGACGUGCCAAACCCAGAGGCCGACAAUGCUGCUAAUGCGUCCGCUGGGGCCCGGCAGGAGAGCGCCCAGCCCACCUCCGAGGCCAUGGAUGUUGACAAUGAAGAGACCACCGACCUUGGGAGCCUGAGCGCACAGCUGAACCUGGAGGAGCUGUGGUCGACGCUGUCCGAGUGCCUGGUGGAGCUGGGCGAGACGCAGGACACCCACGCCGUGUUGGUGCUGCAGCCGGCCGUGGAGGCGUUCUUCCUUGUGCACGCCUCCGCUGCCUCCGGGGAUCGCCGGGAACGCUCCACCACGCAGUCGGAGUCACGCGAGGCCCAGCUGGCGCAUCUACAUCAUGAGAUUGCCCCACUCUCUCCCUUGCCCUCAGCACAGACGGAAGAUGGAGAAGGCAACGUGAGCCAAGGAGUGAGGAGGAAGAGGGACAACUCCACCUCCCAGGCGUCCAGCUACUACCAGGAUGACACAGACAAGUUCCUCAAGUUUGCAGAAACCCACCGCACCGUCCUGAACCAGAUCCUGCGGCAGUCCACCGUGCACCUCGCCGAUGGGCCGUUCAGCGUCCUGGUGGACCACACGCGGCUCCUCGACUUUGACAUCAAGAGGAAGUACUUCCGGACGGAGCUGGAGCGCGCCGACGAUGGCAUGCGACGUGAGGACCUGGCGGUGCACGUCAGGAGGGAGCACGUGUUUGAAGACUCAUUCAGAGAGCUGCACCGACGCUCCCCCGAUGAGUGGAAGAAUAGGUUCUACAUUGUCUUUGAGGGUGAAGAAGGUCAGGAUGCUGGCGGCCUGCUGAGGGAGUGGUACAUGAUCAUUUCCCGGGAGAUCUUCAACCCCAUGUACGCCCUCUUCUGCACCUCCCCGGGCGACAGGGUGACCUACAUGAUCAACCCCGCCUCUCACUGCAACUCAAACCACCUCUCGUACUUCAAGUUUGUGGGCAGAGUCAUAGCCAAGGCCAUCUACGACAACAAACUUCUGGAGUGCUACUUCACGCGGUCCUUCUACAAGCACAUCCUUGGCAAGAUGGUGCGUGUGGUGGACAUGGAGAGCGAGGACUAUUCCUUCUACCAGGGACUCAUCUACCUAAUGGAACACAACGUGGCCGACCUGGGCUACGAACUCACCUUCAGCACGGAGGUUCAGGAGUUCGGCGUGACGGAAGUGCGGGACCUCAAACCCAACGGCCAGAACAUCCCCGUCACCGAGGACUCGAAGAUGGAGUACAUUCGCCUCGUGUGCCAGAUGAAGAUGACCGGAGCUAUACGGCAGCAACUCAACGCCUUCCUGGAGGGCUUCUACGACAUCAUUCCAAAGCGCCUCAUCUCCAUCUUCAACGAGCAGGAGCUGGAGUUGCUCAUCUCUGGCCUGCCCACCAUUGACAUUGACGACCUGCGCACCAACACGGAGUACCACAAGUACCAACCCAACUCGCUACAGAUUCAGUGGUUCUGGCGCGCCCUGAGGUCCUUCGAUCAAGCCGAGCGCGCCAAGUUCCUACAGUUUGUGACGGGCACCAGCAAAGUGCCGCUGCAGGGCUUCGUGGCGCUGGAGGGCAUGAACGGCACGCAGAAGUUCCAGAUCCACCGUGACGACAGAUCCACCGACAGACUACCAUCGGCUCACACAUGCUUCAACCAGCUGGACCUGCCGGUGUACGAAACCUACGACAAGCUUCGCCACUACCUGCUUAAGGCCAUUCACGAGUGCUCGGAAGGCUUCGGCUUUGCUUAAAGAAAAAGAUAAACAGAGGGUAACUAUUUCCCGUCAACCCAGAAAAAAAUGCAUGUCAACUAAACCAUCUGAUCAUGAAUGAGUGUUUUGGUUGUCACAAGGAAAGCAAUACAAUAAUAUCCCAGCACUGAGGAGAAGAAGAGUAUAUCAAGAGUCCUUCAUCCCCUUGGCUUCAGUUGUUUUCAGUGGGACACAGCAAAACCGCAUCUUUCAGUAGGAAACUAAAACCGUCAUAUCUCCGAUGAGUGUUUUGGUUGUCAUGAGGAAAGCAUUCAAAUGAUAUCCCAGCACUGAGGAGGAGGAGGAGACUAUAUCAAGAGUCCUUCAUACCCUUAUUCAGUUGUUUUCAUUGGGACAGCAAAACCGCAUCUUUCAGUAGGAAACUAAGCUCAUCAAAUGAGUGUUUUGGUUGUCACAAGGAAAGCAAUAGAGCAAGAUCCCAGCACUGAGGAGUAAAAGAAGACUAAAACUAUAUCAAGAGUCAUUCAUCCCCCUAGCUUGAGUUGUUUUCAUUGGGACACACACGCAAGAGUGACUUAGCUACACUGUAUUGGCGCAGUAGCCCGGCUUGGAGCAUUAGCACAUGGGCCGUUCACUCGAGUUCUGCCGUGUGAGCUCUCCAGUGGCCAUCUCAUUUGUUCAUAGCCUAGCAUAGAACAGUUACUACUCCAAGUUAUGCAUAUACUACUCAUUUCAGAAGAAAAAUUGUAACCUAUGACUUGUAAUUUCUUUUCCUUUUUGAAUGGCUGGCUGCUUUCAUUGUAACUUGGGCCAGAGAGGUUGCUGAGAAGAGAUGCCUUGAGGAAUAGCGAGUUUUGGUUGGUCGUCUCAUCAUAAAUUGGGUUGAGAGUUACUAUGAAAGGAAUAUCAAGAGAAAAUUAACCCUAAAUCAGUUUCAUUAUGUUUAUUAUUUUGAGACUCGUAAAAGAGAGGUUGCUGAGAAGGGGUCGUAAGGAGUAGCUUAUCUUAGGAACGGUUGGUUGUGGUUGUCACGUCGUAAAUUUGGGUUGAGAGUUACCAUGAACGGAACGUCAAGAGAAAGUGAAUCCUAUGUCAGUUUUAUUAUAAUUUUCUGUUUGGGUUUUCUGAUAGAGUCUAAAGGAAUAAUUUCUUGAGGAACCGUUUCAGCAUAAUUUGGGUUCAGUGUUGGAAUUACAAGAUUUUUAAGGGAUAAUUAAUUUCAAAUGGCUGUCUCAUCAUAAAUUGGGUCAUAAGAUUGCUAAUGAGAAUAAAGCCUCGAGUAAUAAUGAAGAUUUAAAUUACCGUUUCCUUGCAAUCAGGGCUCAAAGUUGUAAUUAGGAGUGUCUUAGUGAUAAUUAAGUGGCUGUUUCAUCAUUAAUUAGUUUCAAGAUUGUUAUUAAAAGACUGUCUUGAGAUAAUUAAUCUUGAAAGACUGUUUCAUCUUAAAUCAGGUUCAAGAUGCUAUUAAAACUGUCUUGAGGGUUGAUUUACUUCGGCUGUUUCGUCAUUAAGUUGAAAAUUGAUAUUAAAAGUCUAGGGAUAGAUACUUACCUUUGCAUGGCUGUCUGGUUCCUUUGGCGUGUGGAUGGAGGAGUGUCGCGAGGAAUAAUGAAUCUUUGGAGGGUUGAGUACUUCCAGGAGGAGACGUGGUGUUACGAGGAGGUUUUGGUUCUUUCUCAGCAUUGCGUACACGCCCUUACUUAAGCCUGGCGGAGGUGUUAGUCUUACGGCUCAACCUGAGGAAUACGGAAACAUUUUCUUUUUUACAAUGCUGAAGCUGCUACGUCAUCAAUCUGAAGAGUGGAAUUGUUUUAUAUGGUUUUAUCUUGGUUGUCCUUUCAAAGCCUUCCUGAGCAGGGCGGGCGGUGGCGGCGGCGGCGGCAGCAGCGGCGGCCUGGGUGCUCCCAAGGCUUGGUGUGUGUGAGUUGUGGUCAAUAUAUUGAACAUCCUUCCCUAGAAGCCUAUUCCAAACUUCCUGUGUGAAUUUGUUGAAGACGUAUACAUUUAUACAUAUGUUCACAGUAUACAUAUACACACCUUCCAUUAGUAUUAUCACUGUGCUGUAUAUUCUGGCCUCACAACUGCUGUACAUACAAUACAAGAAAUAAACUGGUAUAUCUCAUGUGAUAUAUUUACAUUUAGGGCUGUCUAAUAUUGCUACAAAACAUUGAUCAACAUUAGCCGUAACAGAGGAGCAAGUGAUGGACUUGUGUCGUUGUGGCAGGUUUCCAUGAAACUUCACGUGGGCUGUUGAAAUUGUCAAUUAUACUAUUACUAUAAUUAUUACUUUGGCUUACUAUUAUUGCCACUAUUUUUGUUACUUAUUUAUUCAUCUAUUUUUUUACACUGAGCAGUGUUGAGUUGAGUUGUUGAGUUUGAAGGCCUGGAGACGAUGGUUUGCUGCUUUGCUUCACUCUCUAUAUAGCCGUUUUCUUUCCUUGUAUUUAAUAAACAAGUCCAGUAUUGGCACUUUGGGUGUAGGUGACGGGCAUUUGGCUAGGGCUCAAUAGGAAGGCAUGUAAAGUAUGUACUAUUUAAUAUCUACAAAUAGCUAAUUCUACAUGAACUUUUUUUUUUAUUGAGAGGAUGAUAUUUUAAGUUUUCGUGUUGGAUGGGUCACUGUAUCAUUUUUCUUUUUAUCUGAUAUAUAGUCACUGAUUUCUCAGUUUAUUUUCUCACCAUUAAGCCCAAAUGUUACAUAGUGUAUUUUAUCACAUAUGCAAAGAACCAUUCUUCUACUUUACCAUGUUGGCAUUAAAAUACACAGUAUUAAAAUGA
Eriocheir sinensis (Chinese mitten crab) is the source of this 16721-nucleotide messenger RNA. RefSeq names its product E3 ubiquitin-protein ligase HUWE1-like (gene HUWE1). The transcript is spliced from 60 exons. Gene Ontology annotation, cellular component: nucleus. The record is from RefSeq and is a predicted model, not a curated record. Gene Ontology annotation, molecular function: protein binding; zinc ion binding; ubiquitin-protein transferase activity. Bases 183 to 13982 code for a protein of 4599 amino acids. Lineage: Eukaryota; Metazoa; Arthropoda; Malacostraca; Decapoda; Varunidae. Gene Ontology annotation, biological process: positive regulation of protein catabolic process; protein polyubiquitination; proteasome-mediated ubiquitin-dependent protein catabolic process.